Molecule: messenger RNA, 1912 nt
Organism: Microplitis demolitor
Lineage: Eukaryota; Metazoa; Arthropoda; Insecta; Hymenoptera; Braconidae
Exons: 1
Coding region: 187-1188 (333 amino acids)
Source: RefSeq, a predicted model, not a curated record
UUAUUGAAUAUAAUUUAAUAAAGAAUAGUGAUAUUAAUUGCAUUGUUAUUACUGUUAUUUAAUUAGUAAUAGUUAAAUAUAAUUAUAAUUGUAGAAAUAAAACUACAAACUGGUAACCCCGUUAAAAAAACGUUCAGUUACAAAUAAAAUAACGACGCCAUAAAACGAGGUUAGAAUCCGUUUUUGAUGAAAAAAACCGACAAACAAGUCGAAGUGAAAGACGAAGAUACAAAAAAAUUUCAAGACAACGACAGUGCUGGUCAAUCAAGAUUAACCAUGACGCCAGCAGAGUAUGAACAACAGAUACUGGAAUUGCGGGAACAAAUGACGUUGUUACAAGCGGGAAUACAGCAAGUACGUGCAGGUGCGCAACAAGUAGCCCCAAGGGAAAAUCAAGAAAAUGGACAAAAUCCAGGUAAUCAAAAUGAUGUUCAAGCAACAAACUUUAAACUAUCUACGUUUUGGGUUAAAAAACCGGACUUGUGGUUUAUACAAGCUGAGUCAAAGUUUAGUAAAAAUAAUAUCAGGAGUGACAAAACAAAAUACGACGCGGUGUUAGAGAUAUUGGACGAAAAAGCUAUAGAACUGGUAUCAGAUGUCAUAAGAAAUCCACCAGAGGAGGACAAAUACAAGACGUUGAAAGAAGCGUUAGUAAAACGUACGACAGAUUCAGCUGAGAGACAAAUGCACAUAUUGCUGUCAGAAAUACAAUUAGCGGAUAAAAAACCGUCGCAGUUAUUGAGACAAAUGAAGGAGUUAGCGAAUGGUCAGGCGACAGAUGAGUUACUAAAAACAAAGUGGAUCGACUUGCUACCCGAAAAUAUACAAAUAACAAUGAGAGUGCUAUCAAAAAAAUCAUCGCUAGAUGACCUUGCGGACGCAGCUGAUACCAUGAUAGAAAACACCACAAGAGCAAUAUACAGCACCGACGUGAAUGCCAUUAAGACGACAGACAUUGAAAAACGAAUAUCAGGAAUCGAAAAGUGUAUGCAGGACUUGGCUGAUAUUUUGAAGAAUAACCACAGGUACAAACAAGCUCGUGGUCGUUCGGGAUCGCGGGACAGACAGCAGACAACUAGUGCGAACGGGAUGUGUUACUAUCAUGAUAAAUUUCGUGACAAAAGUUUCAAAUGCAGAGCUCCGUGCAACUACAAUGGUCCAGAUUUGCGUAAACAAGCGGAAAACUAAAAACGCUACCUUCAUCUGAGGCGGUGAAAGACAGCGUCAAUUCCGUUAAUUCAAAAACUGAAUACCGCCUCCAUGUAUAUGACAAAGCAACUAAUUUUAAAUUUCUCGUAGAUUCCGGAUCAGUAGUCUCAAUUAUUCCAAGGACGGCAGUAAGAGGAAAAUUAAACAGCGCCGAUUUGAUCUUAUAUGCAGCGAACAAUACUGCGAUAAAAACGUAUGGCGUUAAAUGGCUCACAGUUGACCUAGGGCUGAGGAGAGCGUUUAAAUGGCCAUUCAUCGUGGUUGACGUCAAAUCAGCAAUAAUAGGGGCAGAUUUUAUUGCUAACCAUGGGAUAUUGAUUGAUUUAAAGCGACAGCAACUCUUGGACCCAAAGACAAAUUUAACGAGGAGUGGAAUAUUUGAAAAAACAGAAAUACAUAGUAUUUCAACAGUUGAAUCAAGUGAGAACCCGGUGAAAUAUGAAGACGAUUAUUUUAGGAAGCUGUUGAAUGAAUUUAUCGAUGUGACAAAGCCAUCAGCGAGAAAUAUUAAAAAGAAUAAAAAUGUAGAGCAUCAUAUCCCGACAGUGGGACCACCGAUAGCAGAACGUGCCAGGAAAUUAGCUGGAGAAAAAUUAAAAGCGGCCAAGGAGGAGAUAGACAUGUUGCUAGCUUUGGAAAUAAUCAGACCAUCAAAAAGCGAAUGGGCAAGCCCGCUCCACAUGCAGAAGAAAAGUACAGGUAA